AGUGCGUAUGUAUGUACAUCUAACUAGACUUUUAAAGUACACGUUUUCAUACCUCUUAUUCAUACCUCUUAUUCAUAUGUACAUCUUUUUCAUACGCCCUUCGUACACCUUAACAUUAACGCGAGUAAUCUUGCAGACGAAUCGGGAAUAAAUCGAUACACGUAAUGAUAUGAAAAUGAAUGGGUUUAGGUAUGCAUUGAUAUGCACAAAAUGGAGCACAAGCCAAAAUGAAAUGUCUUAAAAAGCAGUAUGUAUGUACAUAAAUGGCAUGAUUUGUGAACAUUUUAACCACGCGUCAGAUAUACAAUCCAUAACAUGUACGAGAUACCUGCAGUUUAUGAGUCAUGACAACCACGAUUUCCUGCUUAUUGCGUUAACUCGGGUAAAGUCGAGUGCUUCGUUGUGAGCAGAGCAUUGGUUGUGAGAUGAUCUCAUUGAUUUCCAGGCCUUACAUACAUAUGUGCAGUUGCCCAUAGCAAGUGUUCCCAUAACAUAAACAUAAAGUUUAAACUGUAAAAAAUAUAGUUCAAUAGGGCAGAAAUGAAAAUUAAGGAUUUGAAGUUAGUAAAUUUUUCCAAUUCAUGAAUUUCUUUGUAAACAUAUUAAAGUUUCUAAAUUUUAUAAAUGUUAAACUGAGAAACUUGUGUGAAGUUGUGAAUUUAAGUGUUUAAAUCGCGUAUUUAUUUGAAAAUAUUUGUAAAGGUUGAAAUGAACGUUGAAAAAGGUUACUAAUUUUUUCAUAAACUGAGUAUGUAAAUUAUGUCAUUUUGCACCAGUUUUUGAUAGAAAACACAAUAUUUUAGAAAUUUAAUGUACACAAAGUGAAUCCAAUAACACUGUCAAAAUGAAGAAAAUGUUCACUUCGAAAAAGUCUCCAGCAACGCCAUCGGCUUCCGAAGGGAUCCAAAAACUUCGCGAUAUUGAAGAAAUGUUGCGAAAAAAGCAAGAAUAUUUGGAACAAAGGGUGGAAAAAGAGUUAGAAGUCGUGGUUAAAAAUGUGAAAAAGAAUAAGCCAGCUGCACUUCAAGCCUUGAAAAGGAAGAAACGCUAUGAAAAACAGCUCCAACAAAUUGACGGCACCCUGUCCACCAUCGAAAUGCAGCGGGACGCGUUGGAAAGCGCGAACACGAACACGGCAGUAUUAAAGGCGAUGAGCGAAGCGGCUAAAGCGAUGAAAGGCGCGAACCAGAAUAUGGACGCUGACAAGGUGCACGAUAUGCUGGACGAUGUCGCGGAACAGGGCGAAGUCGCGGCCGAGAUCGCGAACGCUAUUUCGAACCCGACAUCAUUUUCGCAGGAUGUCGAUGAAGCCGAGUUAGAACGGGAAUUAGAAGAAUUAGAGAUGGAGGAACUUUUAGCGCAAGAAUUGCAGGAAAAUGCGAAAAUAAAGUCCAACAAAGUCCUGCCAGACCCCGAAUUAAAGCUGCCAGAUGUUCCGUCCAGUUCGAAAAUGACCCGAGAGGCGUCAGCUCGGCGAGCCGAGGAAGAAGCAGACGUGAAAAAAUUGAAAGAGUGGGCCUCAUAAUUUUAAAUAAGUCAUGACAUCAUCACACCUCGAAUUCGGCCUAAUUCUUGCCCUGAAAAUAUGAUACGAAUGACAUCGCAUUUAGUUAAAAAGUGAGGAAAAUUAUGCAACAUUCCGAGGCUGCAUUACCAAAGUUAUGAUAACUCAAUCUAGUCCACGCAAUGUAUUUCGAAGAGGGAUAAAGUUUAUUUAUGUAUGUAUGCAUAUAUUUAAAGGGAAAUUGUAAAUAAAUCUAUUUGUAAUGUUGCAAAACCCUGCAGAACAUUUAAA
This is a messenger RNA of Folsomia candida, 1795 nucleotides long. RefSeq names its product charged multivesicular body protein 4b. The record is from RefSeq and is a predicted model, not a curated record. Bases 845 to 1525 code for a protein of 226 amino acids. Gene Ontology annotation, cellular component: cytoplasmic side of plasma membrane; ESCRT III complex; multivesicular body. The transcript is spliced from 4 exons. Gene Ontology annotation, biological process: late endosome to vacuole transport via multivesicular body sorting pathway; vesicle budding from membrane. Lineage: Eukaryota; Metazoa; Arthropoda; Collembola; Entomobryomorpha; Isotomidae.